This is a messenger RNA of Pangasianodon hypophthalmus (striped catfish), 3291 nucleotides long. Its product is annotated as proton myo-inositol cotransporter. Lineage: Eukaryota; Metazoa; Chordata; Actinopteri; Siluriformes; Pangasiidae. The record is from RefSeq and is a predicted model, not a curated record. Bases 249 to 2213 code for a protein of 654 amino acids. Gene Ontology annotation, cellular component: membrane. The transcript is spliced from 10 exons. Gene Ontology annotation, molecular function: myo-inositol:proton symporter activity. Gene Ontology annotation, biological process: transmembrane transport.
CGUCCGCACGCGCGACUUUGGACCACCAGGAUGUUUAUGAUGAUGAUGCUCAAGCUGAUGCUGUUGCUGCUUAAUGCAAAGAUCUGAGACUGAGAGAAGGCAAACGUGUCGAAAAACAGGCAGUUCUUUACAAAAAAAUACUUCUGCAAAUAUAAAAAAGACCCAACAGAUUCGGGAUAUACACUUUUUCACAACUAAACGACCGUUAAUCCGAUUUGCAACUCUUUUAAACAUUUGUUUCCCCACUUAUGUCCCGCAAAUCGUCCGAGCAUGACUACACGCUCCGCAGCAUGACCAACCUGAUGGGCGAGAUGAGGAAGAAAGCGGGAGGAGGCGGCGAUGACAGCGGAGAACGGACUCUCAUCACCGCUCCGUCCAACACGAGCCUCACGAGCCUGGCCGCCUCCGCCUCCUCGCGCGCCUCCUCCGACGCCGCGUGCGCUACCUCCACCGGGGACUUGGAGCGCGCCGCCCGGAAGAACUUCCAGCGCGAUGGUGCGCCGGCCUUCGUGCGCGUGCUGGCGCUGCUCGCUGCACUCGGCGGCUUCCUGUCCGGAUACGACGCCGGCGUGGUGUCCGGGGCCAUGCUGCUCCUCAAGCGCGAGCACAACAUCACACUGCCGUGGCACGAGCUACUCGUCUCGGGCACCGUGGCCGCCGCGGCUCUCUCCGCUCUCGCGGGCGCUUUUCUGAACGACGUGUUCGGCAGGAGAGCGUGUGUACUGCUCGCCAGCUUCGCCUUCUUCCUCGGCGGGAUCGUGAUGGGCUCUGCGCCGAACAAGGAGGCUGUUUUGAUCGGCCGGCUUAUUGUCGGAAUCGGGAUCGGGAUUGGCUCCAUGACUGUCCCUGUAUAUAUUGCUGAGUCUUCACCGCCGCAAAUGAGAGGGCAGCUGGUCACCAUCAACACGCUCUUCAUCACCGCAGGCCAGUUCGUGGCCAGCCUCAUUGACGGAGCAUUCAGCUACGUACAACAUGGAGGAUGGAGAUACAUGCUGGGUUUGUCAGCCUUGCCUGCUCUGGUGCAAUUCCUGGGAUUCCUCUUUUUGCCUGAGAGUCCUCGCUGGCUCAUCCAGAAGGGUCUUACCCAGAAAGCUCGGCGUGUGCUCAGCCAGAUCCGAGGUAACCAGAACAUUGAUGAGGAGUAUGACAGCAUCAAGAGCAGCAUCGAGGAAGAGGAGAAAGACAGUGCAGGAGAUGGCCCAGUGCUGUGGCGCAUGCUGACCUAUCCUCCUGCCCGGCGUGCUCUCAUUGUGGGCUGCGGACUCCACAUGUUCCAGCAGCUCUCUGGCAUCAAUACAGUGAUGUACUACAGUGCCACCAUUUUGCAGAUGUCCGGAGUGCGGGAUGAUAAGCUGGCAAUCUGGCUGUCCUCACUGACCACCUUUACUAACUUUCUGUUCACACUGCUGGGUGUGUGGAUGGUGGAAAGGGUGGGCAGACGGAAAUUAACUCUUGGCAGCAUUGUUGGGACUUGUUUGAGUCUGUUUCUCCUGGCUGUUGGGUUCCUGCUCUCUGCUCAGCACUCUCCCCCUGUCACCCUUCACCAUGCUGACAAUGCUCUGGCCAACACCAGCUGCUCCACAUAUCUGUCAUGUGAGCUGUGUAUGCUGGAUCCAGGCUGUGGCUUUUGCUACCAGCAGAACAGCACCGCUGUGUUCGCUUCCUCCUGCGUGCCAGUCAAUCGGGCCUCCACAGAGAGAGCCGCAUGGGGCAGGUGCUCCAACUCAACACAGUCUCCAUAUCACAGUUUUUGGGCUUAUAAUUUCUGCCCAACCUCAUACUCUUGGCUGGUUCUCCUGGGUCUUAUUCUUUACUUGGCUUUCUUUGCUCCAGGACUGGGCCCAAUGCCAUGGACCGUAAACUCAGAGAUUUACCCACUGUGGGCGAGAAGCACAGGCAACGCCUGCUCAGCCGGAGUGAAUUGGACCUUCAACGUGCUGGUGUCCCUGACCUUUCUACACAUAGCCCAAUACCUCACCUACUAUGGUGCAUUCUUUCUGUACUCAAGUCUUGCUCUGCUGGGCUUCUUCUUCUUUUACGGAUGUCUCCCUGAGACCAAAGGCCGUCGGCUAGAGGAGAUCGAGUCGCUGUUUGAAAGUCGUCUGUGCUCCUGUGGUGCAUCAGACUCAGACGAGGGCCGGCAGGUGGAGUACAUCCGGGUUAAAGGAUCAAAUUACCACCUGUCAGACAAUGAUGGUUCAGACGUGGAAUAAACCUCAGGUGAAAGUUCAAAGAAUGCCCAGUAGAUCCUCUCUCAGCUCUGCACAUGGCUUACGAAGAGAGUAGGAAAGGAAUCGCUUUUCAGCUUCACCCCACCAUGACACCAGGCCCAUCUGUAGCAGUUGGGCUGCAUCUUACAAAUACUGCACUCCAUGUUAAAGGAAAAUGGAACUGACAUAUCCAAACAUACAAACAAAAACAGUGCUAAGCCUGCUUUUGUGAGACGUCAUUUAAAAGUUGUGGUAUGCUACAGUUUGAUACUGCAGUGCUCACAGAUACUGACAGUAUACUGACAGAUGUUACACAACUGUUUUUGUGCUCACUGCAGUAAAAUGUAAAAGGUGUUUGCUAUACAGAACAAUAGUCAGUCAACUAUGGUAGUCUUAGAUUUUUGUGAUGAUGCUAGGCUUUGGCAUUGGCAACUCACCACAAUGUUCAGUUCAUUUCUGUGAACAACAUUUUCAGUUUGAUUCUUGCAAAAGUUAAAUAGUUUAAAUUUUGUAGCAUACCACACAUGGGUUGUAACCUGGAUUCUGUCUUAUGCUGUUUCCUGGAGCAGCCUUUUUAUCACGGAAUAGUACUUAGAGCUGAGAGUGUUGGAACUGAUUUGUUCAGGAGUUAGUCUAUUUUGGAUGACCCAAAACUAUUUCACAUUCCUAAUUAUCUCCUUAAUCUGUUUUUCAUUAUAUCCGUACUCAACUCAGACCUUUUCCCUUGAUUAUUUGAAUGGAUUUAAUUUAGUCUUCCUUCACAGCCUUGUGUACAAAUGGCUUUGCAUCUCAUAGCUCUUGUCCAUGUAACAGAGUGGAAUAUGUUUUGACGAGUAGUGUAAUAUCCAAUGUUAUGUUUAUAUUGUACUGCUCUGAGUAUACACCUUGGUAGUUUGGUACACAUAGAAAAGUGCCAAGCAAACAUAUUGUGGCUGUAUGUGUAACAAAGCAGUUGAUGGGUAUUGUAAAAGCAACAAUAUCAAGCAAACUAACACAAGCUUGUUUUAAUGCUAUUACUGUUGAGUGUGUAAUAUGUGUUUGUUCACUGUUAGCACAAACAGAUAACAUAAUUGUGUUUUCA